UUAGGUUAACUGUACUCAUACCGCUAAAUUUGGCUAACUUAGUCCAUUAGCUGGUAUGCUAACGUGUGUGCUUUUAAAGCAACUUAUUCGAUGCAAGAGUGGGCUAGCCAAUGCUAGCUGUAGUUCCUCCUUUCGUUCAAGUAGCACGGAAGCUAAUUAGCCGCAGCGGUUAACGUUGCUGAGCAUUUAGCCGACUUAUAACCGCUUCACAACUUUGACUUCAACUUUCUAGCGGCGGAGUUGCCGCGAACGAACACAAAGCAAACAUAUUAUACAUACAACAGAACUUACCUUUGAUUUAAAAUCCUGUUAGUUUCUGUUCGUCUCCGUUAUAAUGUUGUAGUUUUACUGUCCAGCAGCCAAUCCCUUAGUCACUAGCUGUCGAGCUAACAAUUAGCUAGCCGCGUUAGCUUGCAUACGUUAGCCUGUAAGCGAAUAGUGAUUUGUUUUGAAGAGGGGGUCAGCCUGCGACAGCGAGCGGCUGCUUGCUAGCUUGCUCAAGUUAGCCGAGUCAAAUGUGCCCUUUUAAAAUCGCUCCAAAGACACUUUUCGAACGCGAUUGACUCCCCGGUACCGACAGGAACACUUGUUAUUUCAAAUAGAGCGUGUUCGAUCCGUACACGAACGCGGGUCUAAGUUUAGCAUGCAAAGCAGGAAAAACUCAGUCAUAUUUUUUCGAAUCAAAAUGGCGACAUGGGUGCGGGGACGCGCACUCGUCCUGCGCGGGAACGUGCAUUGGACGGCGAACUGAGCAUUUUCGAGUUUUACGUUGAUUAAGUUAAGACUACAGGUUAGGUGCAUUGACAUCUAAAGUUUUCACCGUGUCAGUAAAUAUUAAAACGACUGCUAUGUGUAGUUUCUUUUGAGGUGAAAUAAUUAGUAAACAAAAACUGUGCUUCUUUUUGACUCAUCGCCAAAUGCGUUUACAUUUACAUUACCGUAAGGGCAGCUAAAGUUGCAAGAGGCAUUCCUGCUCAACUCGAAUAGUGUACUUUGCGAAGAAUUAUCAGCACUAAAACAGAAAAGAGUGACGUUGAGUGUCCUCCCCUCCCUUCCUUCUUGUACCCUUCCUUCCUACCCCUAUUAUCCCACAAUGCAUUGCGCUGGCUCGCUUGGAUCAUGGACCAAAGCGACAAUGAUCUUCAAGGAAGCGACGGCUCUGGGAGUCUGGGUGGUCCGGAUGUACGCAGACGCAUCCCCAUCAAACUCAUAUCCAAACAGCCCUUAAGGAUCAAACCCCCGCCCCGUGUCCAGAGACCUGGCAACAGGCCCCUGAAAAGUGACGCCGUGGAAGAUGACAACUUUGGCUUCAAGCAGGAGGACAGGUUUGAUUGUGGGAGUAAAGCUGGAGAUGUGUUUGCUGGCCAGAGGAGAUACCCGCAGCCACUCUUUUGGGAUUAUAAGUUGAAUUUAAUCGGCGAAAGAGAUGAAGUGCCAAUUCACUUCUGUGACAAAUGUGGGCUUCCUAUCCAGCUAUACGGACGGAUGAUUCCCUGCAAACAUGUCUUCUGCUACGAGUGUGCUUUGCUGCAUGAGAAGAAAGGAGACAAGAUGUGUCCUGGUCUCACCCUCUAUAGCUGCACCGACGCAGUACAGCGUAUCGAGCAGUGCCAGCGUGGCUCCCUCUACAUGUGCAGCAUCGUGUCGGGAUGCAAGCGCACCUACCUGUCCCAGCGUGACCUGCAGGCCCACGUCAAUCAUCGCCACCUGCGGGCCACCAAGUCCUCUGGCCGCCAGGACCCCAUGCACAUGCCCCCUGGAUCCGAUGUCCCCGAUAGGUUCCGCGUUCCUCCACCCCAUAUGACCAAAAACCACAUUCAUCUCCCCAACCCGCUUCAGCACGGUGGCCACGACCCCUAUGGUCAGCCGCCGCCCCCACACGACGGACCCCCACCAGCUCAUGGCCCCGAGACUUACCGCAUUGCCACAGUGACGACGCGCAAACACAGCAAUCUCAUCACUGUGCCGAUCCAGGAUGAUUCCAGGGAUCCGCUUUCGGGCCCGGGUCAGCCCCCCCAUCACCGGCCUGGGGACUAUCCCGGACAGCCGCCUGUCGUGUCCCACGCUCACCACAUGAUGGCGCCACCCCAGCAGCACUUUGGCCCCCCGCCUCCGCCACCGCCACCCAUCAGCCAUCCCAUGCAGCACCCUCCCCAGGUGUACAACCAGGCCCCGCCUCCACCUAUGUCCACAGCCCCGCCUCCAAUCACCCCACCACCAGGGCACAUCUUGGGCCAAAUGCCUCCUUACAUGAACCACCCACCUCCUGGACCUCCACCACAACACAGCGGACCCCCAGUAAACGCCCCCCCACCUCAUCACUACAAUCCCAACUCCAUGCAGCAGUUCCCCGAAGACCAGGGCACGCUGAGCCCACCCUUCAACCAACCAGGCGGUCUCAGUCCUGGAAUGUGGCCCGCUCCGAGAGGGCCGCCGCCUCCUCGGAUGCAGGGCCCCCCUCCCGGGCCCGCCCCACACCACCCAGAUCAAGGCCGCUACCGACCUUAUUAUCAGUAAAGUAAUUGCCCAUUGUGUUCCACACCACUUGUAUGAAGAAAUGUGAUGCUAAACCUCAGGGUUACAGGAUGUAGACUUUUAUUCUGGUAAAACUGCCACGUGAGUGUGCGCCGCAUUUUAGUUACUUGGAAAAGAGGAGGAACAUCCCCUCUUUUAAAAAAUCCAAUGCUUACAGUACAUUUUCUGUAUGUCAGCUGAUCUUGGUACUUUGAAAGGUGUUUGAAUAAAUGUUUAACAUUAA
Messenger RNA from Dunckerocampus dactyliophorus (ringed pipefish), 2758 nucleotides. Its product is annotated as E3 ubiquitin-protein ligase Hakai-like. The record is from RefSeq and is a predicted model, not a curated record. Gene Ontology annotation, biological process: protein ubiquitination; regulation of cell adhesion. The transcript is spliced from 6 exons. Lineage: Eukaryota; Metazoa; Chordata; Actinopteri; Syngnathiformes; Syngnathidae. Bases 1120 to 2517 code for a protein of 465 amino acids. Gene Ontology annotation, molecular function: ubiquitin protein ligase activity.